This is a messenger RNA of Stylonychia lemnae, 1335 nucleotides long. The record is from the annotation of a GenBank genome assembly. Lineage: Eukaryota; Ciliophora; Spirotrichea; Sporadotrichida; Oxytrichidae.
AUGAUGGAAGAGUAAAGCUAAUAAGAGGAUAUAUACUAGUAUUUUUAAGAGGGGGACAUCCAAGUAAGAGAUGACUCAAACAGUGAGGAUGAAGAGGAAUCUGAAGAAGAGGCCGCAAACGCUAAUGCCAUGAAUGAUGAUAUUGAAUAGUUCAUGCCUGCCAGUUCAGAUGGUGUUCUCAUAUAAAGCAAUUUCGGUGAAGGAGAUCAGCUAAUAGCCAAAUAAGCUAGUAUUCAAAGUCAAAUUAACAAUUCAAUUAAGGUGAGCAAUGAUGGACAUAUGACUGAAGAGGAGAUAACAUUCUACAAUGAGUGUUUGGUUUACACGUAUUUCAAGCUAAAGGAGUAUCAAAAUGCAAAGAUCUUGUCUGAGGAGAUCAUAUCAAAACUAUAAAAGUCAAUAAUGUUUGCAGUCAAUGAUAGUGAUGAGGAUAUACCAUUUCCAUUGAGAUAUUUGAAUGCUUGCAGUUCUUAUGAAAUGAGAAACACCAAAGAUGCUCUUAAGAUUCUCUAUUAAUUACUAGCUGACACUGAUAAGACUCUUAAAAAAUAAUCAGCUUCAUACUCAUUAUUCGAUCCAUUUGGAAUGAGUAUCGAUAAUUCUAAUAACUAGGCUAAUACAAAUCAAGUUGAUUUCAGUACUUCAAAUGUGCUAGACAUGGAAGAUGAUGACUUUGGAGUAUUCGAUAAAGUCCCUCAGUAAAAAACAAUUUAAGCAACUGGCAAGAACAUUGACUUUAAUGUAGGAGGUGGUGCUAAUACUGGCGACAAUGAAACUAAAGAGAGAGCACUUAAAUUAUUGAGAAAAGAGUAAAAUGAGCUAUUCGGAUUGUUCCCACCUAAGGACAAGUAUGAGGCAAAAUACAUAAUGCUUAUAUAUGAAAUAACCAGAAUUCAUCAAAGAUAGUAGGAUUAUAGAAAUGCCUACAUAGUAAUUUAAAAGCUAGUCAAAGUAAAAUCAAAGUAAUUAAAACUCAUUCUAUAGAAAUAUCCACUAAAUCCUUAUAUUCUGUCAAGAAUGGGGAGACUAUGUUUGGAAAUAGGAAGAAAAACAGAGGCGAAUGACUACUUCAACUAGGUAGCUAAAAUGAUGAGAGAUAGUGCUUCCCCCGGAGCAAAGAAAGCAGUUCAGAAAGAUAUUGUCACAUAAACCACAGAAUAUAAUAGCUUUGAAUAACAGUGCAACUUGUCAAAUGACUAUUGUGGUAAAUCAGCCAAAGAUAAUGUAAAUGCAGCAGUAUACGUGCAACAGAAGAGUCAGCCUUCAUUAUCUGUCUCCUAAUCUCAAAACUUAUCAGCUUCUACUCUUUCCCAAAGCCAAACAGCUAAAAGAUGA